CUGGCGAUUAUAGUAACAGAAGGUCUGGCUAAUUAGUUCCACUCUGUGUUUGCCUAAAGAAGAUUCUAACUGGGAUGGAAUUAGCAGCCUGCACCAUUGGCAAAUUAAGACAGGUUAGAAACAGGAGCAGAUUGUACACAGUAACAGGGAAGACACAUCAUCCUAUUAGCUCUGUCUCAACAGUGAGCAGACAAAUCCCUCUCUGCAGUAUGGACGCUCCCCCUGCACAACUUACAGACAUUCCUUUAUCUGUUAAUAAACUGAACAAUGGGCAGCAACAAAAACCAGCCACCCGGAACCACAACGCCCAACGGAAAUCAAAGUAUCUCACAGUCCCUUAUCAGGGGAACGUCAAUGGUGCUUUCGAUCCAUCUUGUUGCAUUGACGGCCAUCAUAACUCGGUUGUUAACAAUUACAUAGAUGGAAACCAGCCAAUCAGACAGAGUGGAAUGCAUUUUGGGGAUGGGAAAAGAAAAGUGGACUAUGUCCUGGCCUACCACUACAGGCACCGUUCUGCCCAACAUAAUGACUCGCCCACAAAUCACAGGCCCCCGGCAGUUAUUGUUUCCAAUGGGAAUUCAGUGACCCCGGAAGAAGUUGUCAAAACUCCUCCAGAACAGCUACUUCCAGGGGAAUCACAUAAUCACCAACAGAAACUGAAAGAUCAGAGCAACCGAAAGGAACAAAACCAAGACCACCAACAGGCUGUUAAUGGGAAUUCAUCAUGCCAUCCACACGAGGUGGUUGUGGUAGAAAUGAACCACCAUGAUGCUCUUGAAGAAGAAAAGAAGUGUCAACGGGAGGAGUUUGAGCUUAAUCUUAUUGAAGCAGGACUGGAGUUGGAAAAAGAUCCUGAGAGUAAGAAUCAGGGUCUUAAUUUUGUGAGGAUCCACGCGCCCUGGCAUGUGCUAAGUCGUGAAGCCGAAUUCCUUAAAAUUAAGGUGCCCACAAAAAAGAUGUAUGAAGUAAAACAAGAAAGCGGUGUCCUGGCAAAGCUUAAUGGUGUAUGGAACAAAUGUACGAAACCUUUACAACCCAAGGUGCCACAUUUAAGUGAAAAUACAAAGAUGAAGCAUUUGUCCUAUCCCUUCUCCAGAGACAAAAUGCAUCUGUUCAACAUUAAAGACAAAGACACAUUUUUUGACAACACAACACGCAGCCGAAUAGUACAUGAGAUAUUAAAGCGAACGUCUUGUACAAAGGCCAAAUACAGUAUGGGUAUUACCACAUUGUUAGCGAAUAAUGUCUACGACUCAGCGUUUCCUCUACACGAUGGACCUCAUGUUCAUAAGAGUGGGGAAAUGAAUGAGAGGAUGUUGUUAUACCAAGAAUGGGCAAGAUAUGGUGCAUUUUACAAAUAUCAACCUAUCGAUCUAAUCAGAAAAUAUUUUGGAGAAAAAAUUGGAUUAUAUUUUGCCUGGCUUGGUCUAUAUACAUGGCUACUCAUCCCCUCCUCAUUAGUUGGGAUAAUAGUGUUUCUGUAUGGAUGUGUAACCGUUGACACUGAUGUUCCUAGCAAAGAAAUGUGUGAUGAUGCCCAAGCCUUCACCAUGUGCCCGUUGUGUGACAAGUCCUGCGGCUACUGGAAUCUAAGCUCUGCCUGUGGAACAGCUCGUGCAAGUCACUUGUUCGACAACCCAGCCACCGUCUUCUUCUCUGUCUUCAUGGCUCUUUGGGCUACCUUAUUUCUGGAACACUGGAAACGCUUACAAAUGAAGUUAAGCUAUUUUUGGGAUCUUACAGGCUUGGAAGAGGAAGAAGAACAUCCAAGGCCGGAAUAUGAAACCAAAUUGCUUUUAAUGAAAGAAAAGUGUAAAAAUGGGAAGAAGGAGAAAUUAAUUUGGAGAGAUCGUAUUCCUGCAUAUUUAGUUAAUUUUGCUUCAAUUUUAUUUAUGAUUACGCUCACAUUUUCGGCAGUGUUUGGCGUUAUGAUUUAUCGGAUCACAAUUGCAGCAGCCUUGUCACUUAGUUCAAAUGAGAACAUAAGAGCGAAUGUCCGUGUUACGGUGACAGCGACUGCGGUUAUUAUCAACCUAGUUGUGGUACUUAUACUGGAUGAGAUUUAUGGCUCUGUCGCAAAAUGGCUCACCGAAAUAGAGGUACCUAAAACUGAAAAGACCUUUGAAGAGCGGCUGAUCCUCAAGGCAUUCCUUCUGAAGUUUGUGAACUCCUACGCCUCAAUAUUCUAUGUGGCCUUUUUUAAAGGACGGUUUGUUGGCAGGCCUGGCAGUUAUGUGUAUAUUUUCCAUGACUACAGAGUUGAAGAAUGUGCGCCAGGUGGAUGUUUGAUGGAGUUAUGUAUCCAGCUUAGUAUCAUUAUGCUGGGGAAGCAGCUGAUACAGAACAACUUGUUUGAGAUUGCAAUUCCAAAGCUUAAAAAAUUGUUCCGGAAGCUUAAAGACGAUAGAGCAAAGCCUGACGAGGACAACCUGAACAAUUCCAGAGAACCUCAACAAUGGGACCAAGACUACACUCUAGAACCUUUUACUGGCCUGACACCGGAAUACAUGGAGAUGAUCAUCCAGUUUGGGUUUGUCACCCUGUUUGUGGCAUCUUUUCCUCUGGCGCCCCUAUUUGCUCUUCUCAACAACAUUAUAGAAGUAAGACUUGAUGCGAGAAAGUUUGUGGCAGAGUUAAGAAGACCGGAUGCUGUCCGAGCUAAAGAUAUAGGAAUUUGGUACAAUAUUUUGAGCGGAAUUGGUAAAUUUUCAGUCAUUAUAAAUGCAUUUGUUAUAGCUGUCACAUCAGACUUCAUCCCACGUCUUGUGUAUCAGUAUAUGUACAGUCAGAACGGAACCAUGCAUGGCUUCAUCAAUCAUACCCUCUCAUACUUCAAUGUCAGCCACCUAAAGCCCGGGACUCAGCCACAAAACUCACAGUUUGCACAGGAUGUAGUUUUCUGCAGAUAUAAAGAUUACCGUGAGCCUCCAUGGUCCCUAAAUCCGUAUGAUUUUUCCAAACAGUACUGGACAGUCCUCGCUGUGCGACUGGCUUUCGUAAUUCUAUUCCAGAAUCUGGUGAUGUUUUUAAGUGCCGUGGUGGACUGGCUGAUUCCAGAUAUUCCAAAAGACAUAAGUGAACAAAUCAAAAAGGAAAAAAGCAUAAUUGUCAACGUCUUCUUAAACGAAGAGCACAAAAAACUCCAACUCAUAGAAAACUUUAUCAUGCACGACAAGCAGCGAGGCAAGACAGAAAACAGGGGACGGAGGAGUCGGGCGGCGAGCUUCUGCCAGUUCAACCGCAGUCAACGUGGCAGCUUUACAUCAUUCAGCUCACACCACACGGACGUGUGAUCCUAUUUGAGCCUAGUAGACAUGCAAUGAAAAAAAACCAAUACAUGUACAAGCAUAUGAUGUUGAAAUUGGAGACGGAAGGACAUAUGGAAUGAUAGAGUGGGAUAGAGAGAGAGAGAGAAAAAUCCCUAAAGUUUUCUCGUAAACGUCUCCAAACCGUCAUAGGCAGGCUUUGUAAUAUUUAAAGAAUCGUCUGGUGCAAAAUACGGCACAGACAGGCUUUAAGCACAACUCAGUGCUAUGUAUCUCCUGCUGCUCAGUUACUGUAAUGUUUGUGGCUACCAAAGAGCUGAAUAAUCUGCAUGGAGUAGGGAGCAAAGUUAAGAUCACAAGUUUUUUUAAUUUUUUUUUUUUUUUAAAUAGUACUAGCCAAGCUCAUGUUUUUUUUUUUUUUUUAUGAGCGAACUUCUUUAAAUUGUGUGAGAAUAUUUCCUGUACACUGUACGUUAAAGAGAAUCCUGCUGCUGUGCUUUUUAAAUGGAGAGGAUGUAAGCAUUUCCAUUCUUGUCUGAAUAUAUCACCAAUUCACACAAUAAGUAGAUGUUGCACUCAGAUGCAUAUUUUUAUGUAAACCGAUUAACAGUAAAAAAUAAAUAAAAAAAAAUCUAUAUAUUUUAAAAGAAGCUGCUGAACUUAAUGAAACAAAUGGGGUGUAUAUCGUUUUGUAAAGUUCCUAUAAUGUUGCUAUGUCAUUCCGAUGACACGGAAGAGGGCCCCUCCUAGUGACGUCUUUGUUUCGGACAGCUUUUGUGAAUGUAUCGUGAGAAGAAUCGCAACCUCAGGGCUAAUUUUAUAUUAUUUGUUCAGAAGAUGAUCUAUCAAAGGGACUUUUGAUUUGUGAACAAAAAAUGAUUUACUCAUGUCCAACAACAAAUUGUAACCGACAUUGCAAGGGUUUCUGGGAUCAAUGAAACACAUAAAGGGAUGUAUGAUGAGAACUGAUAAUAAACUAUUUUUUUCUUCA
Molecule: messenger RNA, 4257 nt
Organism: Pseudophryne corroboree (corroboree frog)
Lineage: Eukaryota; Metazoa; Chordata; Amphibia; Anura; Myobatrachidae
Gene: ANO2
Product: anoctamin 2
Exons: 25
Coding region: 75-3293 (1072 amino acids)
Biological process (GO): chloride transmembrane transport
Cellular component (GO): plasma membrane
Molecular function (GO): protein dimerization activity; intracellularly calcium-gated chloride channel activity
Source: RefSeq, a predicted model, not a curated record